GUCCAACACUCUUUUAGCUUCUUUCCCUAUUUAAGGUAAGGCAGUUUUUUUGUAUCGUACGAAACUUUUAAAUGUAAACAGCCGUUAAAUUCAAAGCAUUUUCACACAAGUUCAAACAACGGCUGAUUAAGCGUGUCAACUCUACACUGUGUUUCUCAGUACGGUAGUGUUUUGUUUUCUGUGUUGUGAAUGAUGUGUUUUAUGUCAUGACUGACAGAGGGAAAACAGCAGAGCCAGUAAAGAGAGAGGACCGUGAACCUUUCAGAAAGCUCUGCAGGCUCCCUUGAGGAGUAGGUAAAGUCUAAUGAGUGAAAACACCAAGAAGUAUCCACCCAAAGUUUCCUCCUAAUGCGUCUGUGUGUCUCCCUGUGGGUGCGCGUGGAAAUUGGACACUCUAAAGUAAACGUAGGUGUGAGUGUGAGAGUGGAUGGUUGUUGUAUUUGUCCCUGUGAUGGACUGACGAACUGUCCAGGCUGUACCCCGCUAUGUCAGCUGAGAUUGGCACAGCACCCUCUCCGGCGACCCACAUGUGGAGGAUAAAGUGGUAGAAGAUGGAUGGAUGGUGUGUGUGUUCUUGUAUUAUGGAUAUCUUUAUGAGGACCAAAAAACUUAUAAACCCUAGGGAGUGAGGACAUUUUGGUAAAGUUAGAACAUUCUGGCUGGUCCUCACGUUCUGUCAGCCCUUAAAGGGGCCUUUUUAAGAGUUGGUUUUAGGGUUAGAAUGAGGGUAAGGGUUAGGCAUUUAGUUGGGAUGUCUAUGGUUAGGUAAGAUGCUUGAGAAUAGGAAUCUGCACAAGCGCGUGUCUUCCUCACAGCAGCAUCUCUCUCUCACUCACUGCAGAAGCUCAGUUCAUGUCUGUUUUUAAGCUUCCGACUGUAACCACUGAGGAACUAUCAGAAAAACAACAACACACGCUCUGCUCAUUCUGUGCACUCCUCCUUAAGAGAAGUUUCACACUGCACAGGAGCUUAAAACUUUUUUUUUUUUACCAACAUUUUUACGGUAAAAGAUCGACUUGCAGGCUGGCAUGAAGUCUGUUUAUUCGGUGUUUAUUUGGUGUUGUGUUGUCUCUGCUCUGUGUUGGCUUCUGGUGUUUGUCCCUCAGGUUUCACUGUGAUGAUGCUGGCUGGGGGCUCGUCAGGGCGGGGUGUCUUCCACUGGAGCAGACAAUAGAGCGUCCUCGUUAAGCCUCCAUGCAUCAGGAAUUCAACACAGGAAGUUGUCUUUAAAAAUAAAAGCCACGGCCCUAUCUCACUCAACCAGAAGUCGUAUUUUGAACUCCAUGAUCGGAAGUGAUGUUGUGUUGACGUUGCUUUCUUCAACGAGUAAAAAGGGAAAAGGAGGUGGUUGCUGAGCAUCAUUUGGAGACAGCGGAUGCAAAAAUGUCAGCUCCUCCCGGGUUUCUGGAGGAACAUUAGCUACACACACCGCCGCCAUGCCGUAGAUGACGCCUCAUAGCGUGGACUGCAGCAGCGGGGAGGACGCCGGGCGGCUCUAACCGAGGGAGGGAGGCAUGUACUGGACUGCUGGCUUCGCCUCUUCCCGGCCGUGUGUGGUUGAACUCGGGCGGAACCACAGCCUGCCCAUCGGUCUGUGCGCCUCCGAGCAGCAGCAGUCUUUAUAUGGCUACAUCAUCGCCUACCCUCUGCAGGAGUACGGAGGCAUCAUGUCGGUUCUGGGCUCGGACUCCUGGUGGAAGAAGACUCUGUACAUCACCGGGGGGGCGCUGCUGGCCGCCGCCGCCUACUUACUGCACGAGCUGCUCGCCAUCAGGAAGGAGCAGGAGCUGGACUCGAAAGACGCCAUCAUCCUCCACCAGUUCUCCAGGCCAAAGAAUGGCGUGCCCAGCCUCUCACCCUUCUGCCUCAAAAUAGAGACGUAUCUGCGGAUGGUGGAUCUGCCCUACCAGAACUACUUCGAUGGGAAGUUGUCACCACAGGGUAAGAUGCCCUGGAUUGAGUACAACCACCAGCAGGCUUCAGGGUCAGAGUUCAUCGUCGACUUCCUCGAGGAGAAGCUGGGCGUGAACCUCAACAAGAACCUCACCCCGCAAGAGAGAGCCGUCUCCCGAGCUGUCACCAAAAUGGUCGAGGAACAUCUCUACUGGACAAUAGCAUACUGUCAGUGGGUGGACAACUUGGAGGAAACCCAGAAGCUUCUAGCGAUGACCGGUCCACUGAGCGACACGCUGAAGUGGCUGCUGAGCCACCUGAACGGCAGCAUGGUGCGCAGGGAGAUGUACGGCCACGGCAUUGGACGCUUCUCCAAAGAGGAGGUCUACACUCUGAUGGAGAAGGACAUGAGGACGCUGGCCACUCUGCUGGGUGAUAAGAAAUACUUUAUGGGCUCUAAGAUGUCAACAUUAGAUGCUACAGUGUUUGGACACCUGGCGCAGGCUAUGUGGACUCUGCCUGGAACUCGACCUGAACAACUCAUCAAAGGAGAGCUGAUCAACCUGGCCAUGUUCUGCGAGCGGAUGCGGAGGAAGUUCUGGCCCGAGUGGUUUGUGGAGGUGGAGGAUGUUUAUUACGAUGGAGGCAGUGAGAGCAGCGGUGGUGCCGGCGGGUCCCCUACAGGUCUGCUGGAUUUGGGCCUCUUCUCCAGGACUGACACUCUGGAAGACAGUGAUGCCAGUAGCCACUCGCCCUCGCCCUCCCCCGGGUCCAACCACUCGCUGUUUGACUCAGAUGUGGGCACGGGCUCUGACAAUGACAUUCAGCUGAAGGAGGACUUAAUACCAGACCUGGAGGUUUGACCUGAGAAGACGGACAGACACCGACAGACGGACACCGACAGGAGACAGGGACAAUCGGUUUUGUGUCAUAAACCUGGCUGAAGAGCCUGUCCAGAGACAAACUAGGUAUUUAUAUGCAGAGCAUACAAACUUAAGCUCAUGAUGCACACGCUAGUGUACUGUUUGUCCCCUCCUGUACCGUCAGAACUGUCCCUGCGGCAGUUUCUCUUUGCCUUAUUUGUCUCAUCCGAAGAUGCAUAAUCCGGUGUGAAAGGUUAACGCUAUGGAAAACGUCUCAUGGAGAUAGGACAGUUGACACGAAAUGAUGCAACUAAUCAACCACUCUGCCAUGUGUCUUAACACACAAACCCUAACAGACAGGUGGAGAUCAAUCAUGUGACAAAAAGGAUAGCAGCUGUUGUGUUUACACGAUUGACCAUCUAUGUGCUGGCGAGGGAUUACAGUUGAUGCCGUGUUUUUACUUUGUGCCCUUAAGAUAUCCUUAUGUCAGCCCCUAAACGUGACCGUAUUUGGGAAGAAUCUGAGUCACGAGAAAAGAUUAGCAGAUUUUGUGCCUGUUCAAUUUUCUGGUUAUCAGUCUUGUUUCUUUCCACCUCUUAAUUAUUUGUUUGCACAUUGACGAGUCUGGUUUUGAGAGCUGUAGUGUUUUUAUUUGACCACUAGAUGGAGGCAGAAGUCUUCCAGAUAUCAUCCACCCUGUACCAUCAAUGUCAUCCCACACCAAGGACCUGCGGUAGAUUUAAGUGGGCAAAACACUUCUCCUUCACCCCUAAACUUUAAUAUUCUUCAUUCAUAGGUAUACAAUCCGUGUGUGUGUGUGUGU
Messenger RNA from Solea solea (common sole), 3579 nucleotides. RefSeq names its product failed axon connections homolog, metaxin like GST domain containing b (gene faxcb). Gene Ontology annotation, cellular component: cytoplasm. The record is from RefSeq and is a predicted model, not a curated record. The transcript has 6 exons. Lineage: Eukaryota; Metazoa; Chordata; Actinopteri; Pleuronectiformes; Soleidae. The coding region runs from base 1515 to 2756 and encodes 413 amino acids.